This is a messenger RNA of Salarias fasciatus (jewelled blenny), 982 nucleotides long. RefSeq names its product guanylate kinase 1b (gene guk1b). The transcript is spliced from 9 exons. Gene Ontology annotation, cellular component: cytosol. The record is from RefSeq and is a predicted model, not a curated record. Gene Ontology annotation, molecular function: GMP kinase activity. Bases 143 to 862 code for a protein of 239 amino acids. NCBI's taxonomy places the organism in Eukaryota, Metazoa, Chordata, Actinopteri, Blenniiformes, Blenniidae. Gene Ontology annotation, biological process: purine nucleotide metabolic process.
ACACACACACACACACACACACACACACACACACACACACACACACGAACUGUAUGCAGUCCAUUAAGAAGCCUGGCUGAAGAAUCAUCUGUUAUUGAAGGUCUCCACAACACAGGCGACACAGACACUGUGAGGAAGAACCAUGUCAGGACCGAGGCCCGUGGUGCUGAGCGGCCCCUCUGGAGCAGGGAAGAGUACCCUGAUGAAGAGGUUGAUGAAGGAUCACGAAGGCGUAUUUGGAUUCAGUGUGUCACACACAACAAGAAACCCUCGACCAGGAGAGGAAGAUGGCAAAGGGCUGAACAAGCUCCCCAUGCUUCUGGGGGCUACUUUACUGCCCGUAGCAGACGCCUUAUCCUCAGAAGACUUAGAAAUGUCAACCUCAUUUUCGUGUCCAAAUGAAUCAGAAACCGCAAAUGAAGAUUACCACUUUUCCACGAGAGAGGCCGUACAGAAGGGCAUUGACAAUGGAGAGUUCAUUGAAAGCGCAGAGUUCUCUGGAAACUUGUAUGGAACAAGUAAAGCUGCAAUUGAAGAUGUGCAAGCUAAGAAUCUAAUCUGCAUCCUGGAUGUGGACAUCCAGGGCGUUAAAAGGAUCAAAGAGACUGAUCUGAACCCCAUCUACAUCUCCAUCCAGCCUCCUUCCAUGGAGAUACUGGAAAAACGCCUGAGGGACAGACAGACGGAGUCGGAGGAGAGUUUACAGAAGCGCCUGGAAGCAGCACGAAUUGAUAUGGAGCUCAGCAAGGAGCCCGGGGUGUUUGAUAUCGUUAUCAUCAACGAUGACUUGGAGCGCGCCUAUGAGGAAUUAAAAGAUAUCCUCAAUGAAGAAAUUCAAAAGGUUCAGGAAGCCAAAUCAUAACGCGGAAACAACAGUCCGGCUUUUCUUCUUCUGGACAGAAGAACCAACACCUGUGAUUCUGAUCCGAACGACAACUUCAAACACCGAAAUAAACUAUCACCUGGAGAAAGGUUUACUUUU